Molecule: messenger RNA, 1671 nt
Organism: Mesorhabditis belari
Lineage: Eukaryota; Metazoa; Nematoda; Chromadorea; Rhabditida; Rhabditidae
Source: the annotation of a GenBank genome assembly
AUGCUCGGACUUGGCACAACGCUUCGACCAGCUUUCGCCUUUGGACGACAAAUCGCUCAACUAUCAACACAUCAUGAGAAGAUGUUGAUCGUUCAGCGAGUCGGUGCCAAGCAAAACGUGGGAUUAAUCAAACUGAAUCGACCGAAAGCGCACAACGCUCUUUGCACGCCACUUAUGAAAGAGAUGCAAACGGCUGUCAAAGAGUUCGAAGAAGACGACAAAAUUGGAGCCAUUGUGAUCACUGGAAGCGAAAAAAUUUUUGCGGCAGGGGCUGAUAUCAAAGAAAUGGUAGUAAAAGAUUUUGCGACAAUUUACACGGGAAAGGAUCAUUUCCUUGAUGAGUGGAAGACAAUCGCCGAAUGCAAGAAGCCGAUCAUUGCAGCUGUUAAUGGGUUUUGUCUUGGUGGUGGCUGUGAAUUGGUUAUGGCGUGUGACAUCAUUUACGCAGGUCAUCAUGCACAAUUCGGGCAACCUGAAAUCAACAUUGGAACGGUUCCCGGUGCUGGAGGGAGUCAAAGAUUAACGCACGCUGUCGGGAAAUCUCUUGCGAUGGAAAUGGUACUCACGGGAAAUCGCAUUGAUGCAGAAACGGCAUUGAGAGCUGGUCUUGUUUCAAAGGUAUACCCAGCAAAGGAGGUUCUUGCCAAAGCGAUCGAACUUGGCGAAAAGAUUGGCGAACAAUCACCGUUGAUUGUGCAAAUGUGCAAAGAAGCUGUGAAUAGUGCCUACGAGUUGACGCUGAAAGAAGGACUUCACUUUGAAAGACGUUUAUUCCAUGCCACUUUUUCUACGCAUGAUCGAAAGGAGGGAAUGAGUGCUUUCGUCGAAAAACGAAAACCAAAAAGGAGCUUGGAUUCAAAUUUCGAUAUGGGCAACAAUCAACCCGGAGGCACAACCAAACGAGAGCGAGGCGAGAUGGGGCAAAGUCCAGGCGGGAGGACGCGCGCGAUGAGCGGAAACCCGCCACCCAACUUAAGCAGUUCGGCCGAAGAUGGAUGUCCUGUACAGGUGAAAAUUGCGAAAAGCCUUGACGAUUCGAAUGGCUCCCUUCCGAGUGUGGCCACACUGACUGUGAAAGAUAAAAACGAGUAUCCAGUGGUUUUUAAGUGGCAUGGUGGAUCACAAUCGGGACCACGACAAGUUUCUAUCUGUGGUUCGUGGGACAAUUGGAGACGAAAGAUCCCGCUAGUGAAAUCGCAGAACGACUUCACGACAAUCGUCGAGUUACAACCAGGUGACCACGAGUACAAAUUUAUGAAUAACGUAAUCCACAUUGAUGAGGCUGAUUUUGAGGUUUUUGAUGCGCUCGAUAAAGAUCUUGCCUCGUCGAACGCCGGUGAAGCGAUGAGAAACUUGAACAAGGCUCCUACCAGCCAUGAUACACCAAAUGAUCGUGAAUUGGAAAAAAUGCACGCUUUUUCACAGGAAGUCCCGGAUCGUAAAGACUUCGACAAAGCAGCAAAUCCUCCUGUACUUCCACCUCAUCUUCUGCAGGUUAUUUUGAACAAAGAUGUGCCCGUGCAAUGUGAUCCUAAUGUCCUUCCCGAGCCAAAUCAUGUCAUGCUUAAUCACCUUUAUGCGCUCUCGAUCAAGGACGGUGUGAUGGUGCUUUCUGCAACUCAUAGGUACCGCAAAAAGUAUGUGACCACUCUCCUCUACAAGCCGAUCAGU